AUGACGCAGACCCCAGACCAGGUGAAAGGUGGGAUGGAUCUUUUUGACCUUUUGUUCAGGGCCAAAGAUGAAAGCCCCAGUUGCCAAGGCAACCCCUCGUGGACCAUCACCAUGUACGACCAGACGCCGAGCCCGGGGGAAAACGACGCGGAUGACUUUUUGGACGCCCUGCUGGCUGGGAGCGAGUCCUCCUCAGCACGGACCUCCCCCCUGUGGUCCCCCUGCACGCCUGACAGCGAGACGUGCGAGGACCCCCCGGCCCGCAGCCCCCCGACGUCCGCCGCCUUCGCAGCCUGGGAGGCACACGCGCAGUCACUCGCUCCCCCGCAGCUUCCACCUUGCAAGCGUGAAAACGGGACCGCGUCUGAUGUUGCCAUUGAUCUGGGCUGGGAGUCCGGCGGCCUCCAGGAGCAGCUGGGUAUGGCGUGCUACCGCUCCUCCGGUCAGACUGGUGCAGGGUCGUCCAGUCAGACCGUCACAGUCAAGGACUUACUCUUGUCCAACCUGGGACAGAAGAUCAUUCCCCAGCAUGCACUGCAAGAACUCGUGCUCAAUGAGGAUGAAAAGAAACUUCUGGCAAAGGAAGGCAUCAACUUGCCCAGCCGGCUGCCUCUGUCUAAGCUGGAAGAGCGUGUCCUGAAGAAGAUCCGACGUAAAAUCCGCAACAAGCGCUCGGCUCAGGAGAGCCGCAAGAAGAAGAGGGAAUACGUGGACAGUCUGGAGGAACGAAUGUCCGCAUGCAGCGCUCACAACCUCCAGCUGCAGAGAAAGAUCCAGCAACUGGAGGAGACAAACAAUGCCUUGUUGGAACAUCUGAGCCAGCUCCAUACAAUGCUCCCCACCAGCUCCAACAAACCCACACAGAGAGGAACCUGCCUCCUGGUUCUGCUCCUCUCUUUCUCGCUCAUCAUUUCUUCAAACAUGAAGCCCGAUCCCUACAGCCAAGCCAGCCCAGGAGAGUACACCGAGACCUCGGUGCCGUCACGCUCCUUGCACUCGCUCGACCGGGCGAAAGCGGUCGCGUCCGCUCCUCCUCUCUCCUCGCUCUCAGGGACUCUCUGCAGUCUCAUGGAGAGUCUCCUGAAACACCAUCCCUCCGCGGACGCUCACAGUCGGGCCGGCGACCGCUGACGCCGGCGAACUUCCCCCCCAAGUGGAAAGACACAGCAAAGGCUUGGAAUGAGCUGCCUGAUUGCUUUUAUGGGGCCUUUUGUCACUGCGGACACAGACCGAGGUCGCAUAAAGCGGUUCUCGGAACCCACAAACAACACAGCCUGCCACUUCACAGAGGCCACACAUGCAGAUUAUUAUCUAGAUCAUCUCCACUCCAGAUGAUCUCCUGCUGGCCCCACUAUGGACUGGAC
Nerophis lumbriciformis (worm pipefish) is the source of this 1364-nucleotide messenger RNA. RefSeq names its product cyclic AMP-responsive element-binding protein 3-like protein 3-B. Gene Ontology annotation, biological process: regulation of transcription by RNA polymerase II. The record is from RefSeq and is a predicted model, not a curated record. Gene Ontology annotation, cellular component: nucleus. Lineage: Eukaryota; Metazoa; Chordata; Actinopteri; Syngnathiformes; Syngnathidae. Gene Ontology annotation, molecular function: DNA-binding transcription factor activity, RNA polymerase II-specific; RNA polymerase II cis-regulatory region sequence-specific DNA binding.